CCCUAGGCAAAAUUUCUUGCUCGCACUGAAGCUCAGUGAAAAAUGCUUCGUUCGUGUGACGUGUAGAUUUUAUUCGUAAAAAAAUAACAUAUUGACAAAUUUAAACAAUGGAAUAUUUCAAAAGUAGUAUAAAAUCCGUUCUCGGUGCUCCGGAUCCAGGAACUCAGCCGUCCGGCGCUGACACCGUUGAAAGAUUGGUUGACCGGCUACAGUCUUCGAGUUUAUUGGAUGACAGAAGAGACGCUUGCAGAACUCUCAAAGCUUUGUCGAGAACUUAUCGCAUUGAAGUUGGUGCUCAAGGCAUGGAUACAUUUCGACAAGUUCUAGUAAUGGAUAGCACGGACUGUGAAAUCGUUGGUUUGGCCCUCGACACAUUAUGCAAUAUAACUAGUCCUGAGACUUUUGACGAAGAAGUUGAUAAACAUGGCUCAAAAAGCGUCAUUGGAGAACAAUUCACCGAGAUAUUCAUCAAACAACAAGACAGUGUUGGCUUGGUGUUGGCUUCCCUGGAGGAAUUUGACUUCAGAGUUCGCUGGCCAGCGCUUAAAUUAUUAUCAAAUUUACUUGCUAACAGACCCAAAGAUAUCCAAGAAAUAAUCCUGGUCAGCCCUAUGGGAGUUUCCAAACUGAUGGACCUUUUGAGCGACAGUAGAGAAGUCAUUAGAAAUGAUGCUUUACUACUACUGAUCCAAUUGACCAAGGGAAACGCAAAUAUUCAGAAAAUCGUUGCAUUCGAAAAUGCUUUUGACAGAAUAUUCGACGUUAUAACACAAGAAGGAGGAACCGAGGGUGGAAUUAUCGUUGAAGAUUGUUUACUUCUCAUGUUGAAUUUACUUAGGGGCAACAUAAGUAAUCAAAAUUUUUUCCAAGAAGGCAGUUACAUUCAACGGCUGACUCCCAUGUUUCAAAUACCUACGGACAUCGAUGAAAGUCCUUUGGGUGGUUGGAGUCCGCAGAAGGUUUCCAAUGUACACUGCAUGGUUCAAGUAAUACGAGCCCUCGUUGCACCAAGUGCCCCAGCCCAGGCCAUAGCUGCGUGCCAACGAACAAUGCGAGCAUGUGGACUUCUACAGUCUCUUUGCGACAUUCUAAUGGCAAGUGGCGUGCCAGCGGACGUAUUAACCGAAACUAUAAGCGCUGUUGCAGAAGUAAUAAGAGGAAAUACGACGAAUCAAGAAUUUCUUGCAAACGUUUUGGCACCGAGCAGUCCUCCGCGACCGGUUAUCGUAGUAUUAUUGAUGUCAAUGGUGAAUGAGAAACAACCGUUUCUACUGAGAUGUGCCGUGCUUUAUUGCUUCCAAUGUUUUUUGUAUAAGAACGAAGUGGGGCAAUCGCAACUGGUCCAAACCUUAUUGCCUCAGGGCAACGAAACUCCAACUUUAACUACAGGGCAAUUAUUGUGUGGUGGUCUUUUCUCGCCAGAUCCAUUGUCCAACUGGUUUUCAGCAGUAGCCUUGUCGCACGCACUCAUUGACAAUAUGACUCAAAAAGAGCAACUUUUGAGAGUACUUUUAGCUACGAAUAUCGGGAAACCACCAGUGACACUUUUGCAACAAUGCGUCAUGUUGUUGCAGCAGGGUAACAAGCCCCAGUGCAAAUUGGGCUUGUUAAUUUUACUCUGUCGAUGGACUUCAUUCUGUCCCGCAGCCGUUAAGGCUUUUCUUGCUAUAGACUCCUCCGUUGCGUAUUUAACGGCGCUUUUAUCUUCCAACGAAAAUAGCGAAGAACUACAAGAAAUUUUGCUACAAAGCAUGUGUGCCUUUUUGAUAGGAUUGUGCAUUCAUUUCAACGACGACGAUGUACCAAAUUAUACGAAGGACCAUUUGCGUGACUUGCUGGAAAAUCGCAUCGGAUUAGAAAGGUUUCAGAAUGCCAUAGGCGGCAUAGCAAGGCAUGAAAUAUAUUCGAGGACACUCAAACAUCCACAGCCUUCUGCCAAAAAUCCGGGUGAUCUUCUCUUGGAUCAUGAAUUUUGCAGACUACUAAAAACUCUCGAAGGUACGAUACUCGAAUCAGUGCUAAAACGAAGCAGCCCACAAUCUGUAAAAGAUCAGGCGAAUUCCAUGAAUCCUACGAGUUCAGUUUUAGUUGCUCAAUACAAAGAUCUGAUAAGAGAACAGGAUGUACAGAUACAAAAAAUCAGUGAAGCCAAUCAAGUUCUUACGCGAGAAAAAAGAGAUUUGGAGGCUCAAUUACAUGAACUUCAAACGACUGUAAGCCACUUGAAGGAUCAGAAUCUAGUAUUACGCGCAGCUCAAACAAAUUUGUCGGCGGAGAAACCUGCGGUGGUUAACAAUGUUGACGCGACGAGCGAAGAAUUAGAGAAAUUAAGAAAUACCGUGAAAGAUUUGGAGAAUCGAUUGGCAGCGAGUGAGUUGAAGAAUCAGGAACAUGAAAGAAAAACAAGUGAUUCAGCUGAGCUGAAGAACCAAUUGCAGGAGAAAGUCGAAGAGCUUGAGAGAUUGAGAAAAGACCAGGAAGAUUUGUUAGAACUAAUGGCAGAUCAAGACAGCAAGAUUACGAUUUAUAAAGAGAAGCUCGAAGCUCUAGGAGUUAAGGUCGAAUCGGACGAAAGUUCGGGUGAUCUCGAAACCGACGAUCCCGAAUAUUCUCCACCAUAAUAGAGUGAAUUACUCCAGUUGCAAUCGAAAAAAUAAACUUGAAGCCGCCAUGUUUCCAAACUGAAUUUUUGUACGAUACAGUAGACGAAUUGAUGAGUCGAAUAAUUUUUAGGACCCUACAUAAAACGUCAUUAUUUUCAUGACGACAUUCCUAUUGCUGGGACAAUGCAAUUAUAAAUAUAUAUAUAUAUAGAAAAUCAGUGAAUAUUAUCGUUAUGCACAAAUAAUGAAAGCACAAAGAAAAACGAUUGAUUGGAAUGUUCACUUGGUGAAAGUACCCGAAGAUUUUAAGAAGCGCAAAAGUGACGUUUUUCCCAAAUUCUCCGUGUACACUCUGUGGAGUGAUUUUUAUUUUUAUUGUUAAAUAACUUAUACAACUAUCACAUACUA
This is a messenger RNA of Venturia canescens, 3011 nucleotides long. RefSeq names its product General vesicular transport factor p115 (gene p115). The transcript is spliced from 11 exons. The record is from RefSeq and is a predicted model, not a curated record. Gene Ontology annotation, cellular component: endoplasmic reticulum; cytoplasm; ER to Golgi transport vesicle membrane. The coding region runs from base 108 to 2621 and encodes 837 amino acids. NCBI's taxonomy places the organism in Eukaryota, Metazoa, Arthropoda, Insecta, Hymenoptera, Ichneumonidae. Gene Ontology annotation, biological process: transcytosis; vesicle fusion with Golgi apparatus; intracellular protein transport.